Messenger RNA from Prunus armeniaca (apricot), 312 nucleotides. The record is from the annotation of a GenBank genome assembly. NCBI's taxonomy places the organism in Eukaryota, Viridiplantae, Streptophyta, Magnoliopsida, Rosales, Rosaceae.
AUGUGGCUAGGGAACGAGCCAUCCAACUGGGGGGACAAGCUCUCAGCCAGAACGUAUAGCCGAAUCCUCAAGACUCGUGCGCCUGUGACCGGUCCUACGCGCGCAGACUACCCUGCUAAGGGUCCACGAACACCCUGUCAAGAGCGUUCGAGUUCCAACAUAUUCAAGUAUCUUCCAUUUCAAUUACAAAGUUCCAAAUCCGAGGAGGUACAUAGGGUAGUGCUUAUAGCACUCCAAACUGACAUUCUAUACUCAUUUCUUUCCACCACCUCAUCUCAACAACCCAAGUACCCCACACAUAGACAAAUAUAG